Polyodon spathula (Mississippi paddlefish) is the source of this 2483-nucleotide messenger RNA. RefSeq names its product sodium-dependent phosphate transport protein 2B-like. The record is from RefSeq and is a predicted model, not a curated record. The transcript is spliced from 13 exons. The coding region runs from base 20 to 2047 and encodes 675 amino acids. Gene Ontology annotation, molecular function: sodium:phosphate symporter activity. Gene Ontology annotation, cellular component: vesicle; brush border; apical plasma membrane. NCBI's taxonomy places the organism in Eukaryota, Metazoa, Chordata, Actinopteri, Acipenseriformes, Polyodontidae. Gene Ontology annotation, biological process: intracellular phosphate ion homeostasis; sodium-dependent phosphate transport.
AACCACUAUAUAUAGUUGGAUGAGACUUGAAAGGAUCAGGUUGCUCCAGCAAGACUGCAAGGAGUGCAGAGGACUAUCUCAUUCAUCAUCCAAGGGAUAUUAUCUGACAAUGGCUCCUCGACCAGAGCUAGGUGCUACCUCAUCAGAACUUGGGCUGGACUCCAACGACCCCCCUUUUACACCUGAUGUUGUUGGAGUACCAUCAAAGGAACCCAUAAUUCUACCUGCUUAUUCCACCAUAGCCUUGGUAGAUGAAGAACCAAAAAUAGAUCCUUGGGCACUACCUGAACUGCAGAAUACUGGAACCAAGUGGUCAGAGCUGGACACUAAGGGGAAAUUGCUGCGAGUCGUGUUUUCAUUUGGAAAGUUCAUUUUAUUGCUUGGAUUCCUCUACAUGUUUGUCUGCUCAUUGGAUGUCCUCAGCUCUGCCUUCCAGCUUGUAGGAGGUAAAGCAGCUGGUGAUAUCUUCAAGGACAAUUCUGUCUUGUCUAACCCUGUGGCUGGACUGGUGAUUGGAGUCCUGGUAACAGUUCUGGUUCAGAGUUCAAGCACAUCUUCCUCUAUUGUGGUUAGCAUGGUCUCUUCUGGAUUGUUAGGUGUCCGGUCUGCCAUACCUGUUAUAAUGGGUGCUAAUAUUGGAACCUCUGUCACCAACACAAUAGUGGCGUUGAUGCAAGCUGGAGAAAGAAAUGAAUUCCGGAGAGCAUUUGCUGGAGCCACAGUACAUGAUUUCUUUAACUUUCUGUCUGUGCUUGUGCUGUUACCCCUUGAGGUAGCAUCUGGGUACCUAUACUAUGUCUCACAAUUGUUAGUGGACUCUUUUAAGCUUGAGAGUGGGGAAAAUGCGCCAGAUAUGCUGAAAGUCAUCACAGAUCCCCUCACAAAGAUCAUUAUCCAGCUUGAUAAAUCUGUUAUCAAUGGAAUUGCCAUUGGUGAUCCAGCAGCAAGGAACAAAAGUCUGAUUAAGAUCUGGUGUAAAACUGAAACUAUUGUGACUGAAAAUAAUGUAACAGUGCCUGGUGUAGCCAACUGUACUUCUGCUAUCGCCUGCUGGACAGAUGGAAAUUUUACAUGGACUUUAAAAAAUGUGUCUGAAAAAAUGUAUCUAGACAAAUGUAAUCACAUAUUUGCAAAUGCAUCUUUGCCUGAUCUAGUCGUUGGACUUAUCCUUCUUGCAUUGUCCUUAGUGGUGCUCUGCAGCUGCUUGGUUCUUAUUGUCAAGCUUCUUAAUGCCAUGCUAAAGGGACAAGUGGCUAGAGUUAUUAAAAAAAUACUUAACACAGAUUUCCCAUUCCCCUUUUCAUGGGUGACUGGAUACAUUGCCAUUUUGGUUGGGGCAGGAAUGACAUUUAUCGUUCAGAGCAGUUCUGUGUUCACCUCUGCCAUAACCCCUCUUGUUGGUAUUGGUGUUAUAAGCAUUGAAAGAGCUUACCCUCUUACCCUGGGUUCAAAUAUUGGCACAACCACAACAGCUAUAUUGGCUGCAAUGGCAAGUCCAGGGGAAACACUUGCCAAUUCAUUGCAGAUCGCCAUUUGCCACUUCUUUUUCAACAUCUCAGGGAUUCUCCUGUGGUACCCAAUCCCCUUCACACGUAUACCUAUACGCCUCGCCAAGGCUCUCGGAGAUCGGACUGCCAGUUAUAGGUGGUUUGCUAUCCUGUACCUGUUGCUGUGUUUCUUCAUCUUGCCUCUAACUUUAUUUGGACUCUCCGUAGCAGGCUGGCAGGUUCUGGUUGGAGUUGGUGUCCCAUUUGUGGUGCUCAUACUGGCUGUCAUUAUCAUUAACAUUAUGCAGUCCAAAAGACCACAAUACCUGCCUAGGGUACUGAAAAACUGGGACUUUCUUCCGUUGUGGAUGCACUCCAUGAAACCGUGGGACAGAAAGGUGACUUCAGUAACGUCUUUCUGUAGAGGCCACUGCUGCUGUUGUUGCAACUGUUGCAGAAAGAAUAUUGAUAAGGAAAAGGAAAAGACCUCGAUAGAGGUAUAUGAUAAUCUGGCACUUGAAAAUGAAGUCAAUGUCACAAAGAAAACAACACAUUUGUAGAGUUUUAUCUAAGCUGCAAUACCUGAUCCAUUUUGGUCAAAAUUAUGUUUUAAAAAAAAAAAAAAUGUUACUGCUAUUCUAUCCUGAGCCAAUAAUAAACAAGGUGUUUAAUGAGAUGCUUGACCAAUAAAAUCAAGGUGCUUUUUAAGGUUCUAGGAUUGAAACCAGUUCUGAAUCAUAGACCAUUUCACAAAGCCUGAUACAAUUCCAACAGAACAAAUACAUUAAAACAGAAAGGGAUGACUUUAAAUAUAUACUGCAUACAUCCUAUUAAAGUUAUAUAUUAUUGUUAUAGACCAUGCUAUCAAAAUACGUGUUUGAACAUGUAUAAAACAGUGCAUAUCAACAACAGCAAAGAUGACUAAAACAAAGAAUUACAAAGUGUUUAUAUUAUAUUGUAUUUGUGUACAUAGUUUAUAUGUAUAUAAAUAUGUGU